This is a messenger RNA of Penicillium cataractarum, 2145 nucleotides long. RefSeq lists its product as uncharacterized. The record is from RefSeq and is a predicted model, not a curated record. NCBI's taxonomy places the organism in Eukaryota, Fungi, Ascomycota, Eurotiomycetes, Eurotiales, Aspergillaceae. The coding region runs from base 1 to 2145 and encodes 714 amino acids. The transcript has 6 exons. Gene Ontology annotation, molecular function: NAD+ poly-ADP-ribosyltransferase activity.
AUGGCUCCUCGAUCAUUCAAAAAUACGGUCAUGGCCGUCAGUGGCACUUUUCCGGGCUACAAGCAGGCUGAUAUUAAAGCUCUCGUGGAAAAGCAUGGUGCUACGUUUAGCUCUUCGGUUACCGAUCAGUGUACUCACUUGAUUACUACGCCCAAGGAUGUUGAGAAGAAGGGUACCAAAUACCAAGCAGCUUCCAACUCUGCCACUUGUCAAAUUGUGUCGAUUGACUGGCUAGUGGAAUCAGCGGCCAAGAAGAAGCCCAUUGCUGAAAAGCCGUAUCUGCUAGAUGCGGGCACUACCGCUGAUGUCGCUGCUGCUGAUGGAGCCGAUGACACCAAGCAAAAUGUAAAGAGGCCAACUCGCAAAGCUGCGACAAAGGCCGCCGACAAGGAUUCCAAUGAUGCCGACGGCCAGGACGCCAAUGGGGAUGACAAAAAAGCCGUCAAGAAGGGCGCCAAGUCUGCGUCUGCGACAAAAGCUGAUAAAAAGCGGGCCAUCAAAGAUGAAGAUGAUGAAGAUGAAGCUGAAGACAAGGCCAAGGUCACCAAGAAGCUGAAGAGUUCGCAAAAAGCUUCUUCCAAAUCUGUGGUUGUCCCCGUGGAUGAGAAUUUCAUCUACGAGAAGCCCAACUUCAAGAAUCCCCAGGUCUACAUUGACAAAUCGAACUUGAUCUGGGACGCCACUCUGAACCAGACAAACUCCACUGCCAACAACAAUAAGUUCUACCGCAUUCAGAUCCUGACUACUCCGGAUACCAAGAACUUCGUGGCCUGGACCCGCUGGGGACGCGUCGGUGAGAACGGCCAGUCUGCAUGCCUUGGCGAUGGCUCCCUAGACAGCGCGAAGAAGAACUUUGAAAAGAAAUUCAAGGACAAGAGCGGUCUUGCAUGGAAAGACCGUCUCAGCACUCCUCGGAAUAACAAGUACACUUUCCUCGAGCGCAACUAUGAAGAGGACGACGAAGAGGCCGAAAAGGAGAAGGAAAAGAAGGCUGUCAAGAAGGAGCCCACCGAUGACAGCCCCCCUGUGGAGAGCAAGCUGGAGAAGCCAAUCCAGGACCUGAUGGCCUUCAUCUUCAACCAGCAACACAUCAAUUCCGCACUGGCAUCGAUGUCUUACGAUGCCCAGAAGCUCCCCCUGGGCAAGCUCAGCGAGAGAACUCUUAAGGCGGGUUUCUCUGUGCUUAAAGAGCUGGCCGAGUUGCUGGUCGAUCCAUCCCUCGCGAUUUCCCGCUAUGGCACUACCCUUGGACCUGCUCAAGAGAGCUUGAGCAACCGGUACUUCACCCUGAUUCCCCAUGUCUUCGGCCGCCAACGACCCCCGGUCUUGGUCUCAGACGCUAUGAUCCGGAAGGAAGUCGAGCUUCUGGAGGCAUUGACGGAUAUGGAUGUUGCGAACGAGAUCUUGAAGGACUCAAAGCAGGCAGACGAAGUACACCCGCUGGAUCGUCAGUUCCAGAGUCUGGGCAUGGAGGAGAUGACACGCCUGGACCCCGAAUCAACCGAGUUCAGCGAGCUAUCUGACUACCUGAACAACUCCCGCGGCGCCACACACAACCAGGAGUACCAGGUAAUCGACAUUUUCCGCAUCGAACGCCAAGGCGAAACAGACCGCUUCACCUCCUCCCCCUUCUCGAAGCUCGAAAACAGCGACCGCCGCCUCCUCUGGCACGGCUCCCGCAGCACCAACUUCGGCGGCAUCCUCAGCCAAGGACUCCGCAUCGCACCCCCCGAAGCCCCCGUCAACGGCUACAUGUUCGGCAAGGGCGUCUACCUCGCCGACACAUCCAGUAAAUCCGCCAACUACUGCUGUGCCUGGAACAGCGCCAACACGGGCUUACUCUUGCUCUGCGACGCCGAGCUGGGUGCUCCCAUGUUCGAACUCGCCCGUAGCGACUACCAUGCUGGGGAGAAUGCGAAGAGUGAGGGGAAGAUUGCUACGUUGGGUAUGGGUCGUGAUAUCCCCGGUGGUUGGAAGGAUGCGGGCGUUGUGAAUGGGAAUUUGGAGGGGGUCAAGAUUCCGGAUGUGGGUGUUGGGUCGGUGCAAAGGGAGGAUGCGCAUGUGUACUUGCAGUACAAUGAGUACAUCGUUUAUGAUGUUGCUCAGAUUCGGCAGCGGUAUUUAUUUUAUGUUCACAUGCGCUGA